Molecule: messenger RNA, 1173 nt
Organism: Culicoides brevitarsis
Lineage: Eukaryota; Metazoa; Arthropoda; Insecta; Diptera; Ceratopogonidae
Gene: Pih1D1
Product: PIH1 domain-containing protein 1
Exons: 3
Coding region: 96-1037 (313 amino acids)
Biological process (GO): box C/D snoRNP assembly; rRNA processing
Cellular component (GO): cytoplasm; ribonucleoprotein complex; R2TP complex
Source: RefSeq, a predicted model, not a curated record
UUUGAUUUGUUUUUAUUCAGCAGUAACAUCGAGCACUGUUGUUUUGCCAAUUUUCGUGCAAUUUAAGCCAAACAAAGACGUACUAACUGCUGAAAAUGGCUAAAAAGGGCAUGCCACUCGAAGCUGACCCAUCAAUUCUCGAAAACAACUUGCGAUUUGUCAAGGACGAGUUUGAGGAUGAAUUCAACAACAUUUUCCAGCCUCUGACGCAAGAACGUCCCUCGAAAGUCAUCAAACCAACCACGGGAUUCUGCAUCAAGGCGUUCCAGGUGAAAAAUGGCAAGAAAAUUUUCAUCAAUAUUUGUCACACGGAUGGCAUUCCCGCUCCAAUUGACAUCAGCGAAACGGAUCUCACGGAAAUCCUUCAAUCGGACGAGCCGCAUUCCUACAAAGUUCCCAUGAGUUUGAGUGAUCCGCGUUUGGCGACGGAUAAAUCGGGCAAACAGGAAACGGCAUGCGAUAUUGCAAUUAAUACCAAAUUCUUCAAGAAAAUCGAGAAAGGCGGGCUGUUUCAGAACUUUUUCAUCACGCUGAUCUUCGAGGCACUCGACAACAAAUACGACAUCGAAAUUAACGAGGAAAAUUGGUUGAUUCUCAAGAACCGGACAGUAUUCGGGACACUUGUGCCGCAUCGCAUCCAGGAUCGUGACGUGCAAAAAGUCAAGGAAUACAAUGGGGAAACGGGCGCCGGAGAGACUUCCAACAACAAAAAACCCCUGAUUGAGGAAAUUGCUGAAAGUGACUACAAGAAACUCAGUGACAAGCGAACCAUUAAGCCCGAACACAAAUUGAUACAGGAGACGCAAAAUGGCGAGGUCAAUAAACUCAUUGCUCAAUUCCAGUUGCCAGAGUGCGUUUCAGCUGCCGAAAUCGCCUUAAAUGUCAACGACGAUCGUCUGCUAGUCGAGUGCAAGAAACACAAAUAUUACUUUGAUGGCUUCGUGAAUGUCUUUGUCGAUGCGGACAACUGCAAGUCACAUUUUGACUUGGAAACAAAGACUCUUACUGUGGAUCUGCCUGUGUUGAAUAAAAAAUGAGUGAAUGUAAUUGACUCGGCGAACCAAUAAAUUAACUUUAAUUUGAUCUGAUUUUUUAUUUAAAUUAAUUUUUUAGAUAAAAUUGGCUUCAGAUACAAAAAAAAAUGAUGCAAUAAAAGGAAAUCAGGUGCACCAU